AUGCCACCACCACCACCACCACCGAUAAAACCAACUCCCGGGCAAAACUCCAUCGCGUUAACUCGAGUGAAGCAGUCCUUAAACUCUUAUUCUGACUUAUUCUCCGAGGAUAAGAAGAACAACACCAAAUCUGUCGCCGUGUUGAGCUUGACGCGAUGCGAGUUGAAACUCUUCCCGAAAUUUCACGACGAACACGAAUACAUCUCCCCCGGGCACGCGCACAACGCGACCAGAUGUCAAGUGGAACGAACAACAAACACAGCAUCAAUGAGUCGUAAUUUUUGCACGGCGAUUAUUGCCAACAGCGGGAGCGUGUUUAAACGGAACGUAAAGUUUGCAAACGAGACGGCGGCUUUGGGGAAGACGAACGCGAGCAUUCCUCGAGACGACGACGAAGAAGAAAACGAAGAAAACGAAGAGGAAGAGGAAAAUGGAAAGAAGAAACGAAAAAGAACGACAACAACAGAUGAUAGAAAACAUCGAAAACACGAAACAGAAAUGAUUGAAGCGUUUGAAGGACAGGAGUACGAAAUCAUGUGCUUGAAAAUUAGAGAAGUAGGAGAAGCGGGAGGACAGACGGAGGAGCAACGCGUGGCGACGGUAGACGCGACCGGGAGGUUGACGGUGUGUAAAGUUCCCAAGACGAAAGUUGCAGAUGAUGAUGAUGACAAGGAAAAAGCGGAGUUGUUAUAUAAAGCGACGCCGAAGAUGUAUAAAGAAUGCGAGACAUUCGAAACGCUUGGCUCUCCAGGUUGGGCUGGACUCUCGUUUUGUCCUCUCGAAGAAAACAACAUCGCCGUGUGCAAAUUGUGGACUCGCACGAUCGAUUGGUUCGAGCAAGACCGAGUCGUUCGAACGAAUAAUUUGUUAGAGUCACCGACAUCUAUCGCGCACAUGGAAACGCCACAUUCUGGACGCUCGGUUUUAUGUAUAGGAGAGAACAACGAAGUGGUCGUGUACGACCACAGAGUCGAUAAGAAGAACGGCGAAGUUGGUCGCGUGAAGCAAGUCGCAAGCGACAACGCGAGGCACCAAAUCCAAGCGUUGGAACCAGCGAAAUUUUCUGGCAAUUCAGUCUUGUGCUGCGCUGGGAAAGAGAGAACGGUAUCUGUGGUCGAUCCGAGAAAAUGGACGGCGAGGUACAGGUGGAAGAAUUGCGCGAAAUACGAAGUCACUGGAUUAUACGCGCCUCGCACAAUCGAAGGCUUCGUGUGCGUCGCGUCGUUGGAUUAUGAAAUUUUAUGCGGCAGUUACGAAAAAGGGAAAUUGGGUGGCGGGUUUACGUUUCGAAACGACGCGAGAGUAGUUGGCAUUGGAGGCGCAAAAUUUGGAGAUAAAAGCGACGUCGUGUGUACGUGGACGGAUACGGGAAAGCUCACCGCCGCAAAGAUUUCCGUAGCAUCAUCGGUAUCGACAGAAGAAGAUUUAAAAGUAAAGUAG
Messenger RNA from Bathycoccus prasinos, 1440 nucleotides. RefSeq lists its product with no specific name. NCBI's taxonomy places the organism in Eukaryota, Viridiplantae, Chlorophyta, Mamiellophyceae, Mamiellales, Bathycoccaceae. Gene Ontology annotation, molecular function: protein binding. The record is from RefSeq and is a predicted model, not a curated record. The transcript has a single exon. Bases 1 to 1440 code for a protein of 479 amino acids.